CGUAACUGCAGCGAGUGUCUGGCACUUCUCCGUUGCUGCACUUUCCUCUGGAUCCUCCCUACCCCUUUCCCCCAUUUUCAGGACCAUCGCACUGGCUCCACCAUCCCUGCUGCCUCAGUGGAAUUGGUUCUCGUUCUUACAGCUGGGCCGCCUUCCGUUGUUCGCAGCCUCGGCACACUCACGAUUCCCUUUGGCUUAUAACGCUUCCAUUUAUUGAUUUUUUAUAAACUUGCCACCUCAGUCCUCCUCUUUGCCUAUCGCCCCAGGAAUGAGUAUAGAAAUCCCUGAGGGGCUGACCGAGCUGCUUCAGGCCUUUACUGUGGAGGUGCUGAGGAAGCAGCCCGAGGACCUAAUUGACUUUGCCCUGCAGUACUUCACCCAGCUCCGGGAAUCUCAGGGUCAGGGGGCCACCCUCAGCCAUGGCAUGGACUCUCCCUUCAAACAUUUCAAGGGGGUUAACUUUUCAGAGGAGCCCAUGCAGACCGACUCUGAAAACGGCGACGAAGAGGAAGAUGAUGACGAGGAGGAAUUUGUUCCUCCUGUAAUAAAUAGAUUCACCAGACGUGCAUCGGUGUGUGCAGAAGCCUAUAAUCCUGACGAAGAAGAUGAUGACACGGAUAUUAGGGUUAUCCAUCCAAAGACAGAUGACCAGCGGAAUAGACUGCAAGAAGCUUGUAAAGAUAUUCUCAUUUUUAAGAGUUUAGAUCAAGAACAGAUGUCCCAAGUACUGGAUGCCAUGUUUGAGAAACUGGUCAAAUGUGGAGAACACAUAAUUGAUCAAGGUGAUGACGGAGACAACUUUUAUGUAAUUGACAGGGGAACCUACGACAUUUAUGUAAAGAUAGAUGGAAUUGGAAGGUGUGUUGGUGCCUAUGACAACCAUGGAAGUUUUGGAGAACUAGCAUUAAUGUAUAACACACCUAGAGCAGCUACAAUUGUCGCUACUUCUCCCGGGGCCAUUUGGUGUUUGGAUAGAGCAACCUUCCGGAGGAUUAUUGUUAAAAAUAAUGCCAAAAAGAGAAGAAUGUAUGAAAAUUUCAUAGAAUCCUUACCAUUCCUAAAGUCACUAGAAUUGUCAGAGCGUUUGAAGGUGGUGGAUGUUAUAGGCACCAAAACAUACAGUGAUGGAGAACAAAUCAUCGCUCAGGGUGAUGGAGCAGAGAGUUUUUUUAUUGUAGAGUCUGGAGAAGUGAGAAUAACAAUGAAGACCAAGAGCAAGCAAGAUGCUGAAGUCAAUGAAGCUGUUGAAAUUGCUCGUUGUUCCAGAGGACAGUAUUUUGGAGAACUUGCCUUGGUCACUAAUAAACCCAGAGCUGCAUCAGCCUAUGCAGUGGGAAAUGUCAAAUGUUUAGUGAUGGACGUACAAGCAUUCGAAAGGCUUUUGGGGCCAUGUAUGGAGAUCAUGAAAAGAAACAUUGCCAACUAUGAAGAGCAGCUUGUUGCAUUAUUUGGGACAAACAUGGACAUUACCGAUGCAACUGCAUGAGUGGAGGACCAGCAAAAGGAAACAUAGCACAGUACUGAUCAGUCCCCUGGGAAUGUGUUUAUAUUCUGUGUAGAUAUCAGGCAUAAUCUGUGAAUUUAUGUUAGCCCCUUAGUGCCAGAAGAGCUUGUAACUCAUUACUGCAAUAUAUCAGACAGCACUUAAAGGGUUAAUAUUUUAUAACUGAUUUCUUGGUUUAUCAUUUUUUACAUUUUACUACAGAUACUCCAUUUAAGAACACCGUGAUUUUUUUUAGACAAUAAACCUGCAAUAUUUCCUAAAUAUUAGGGUAUAGAAAGCCAAUAUCAGCAUCUUAUACACUCUGCUGCCCAGAUAAUCAAUGAAAUAAGAAUAAAA
This is a messenger RNA of Spea bombifrons (plains spadefoot toad), 1840 nucleotides long. RefSeq names its product protein kinase cAMP-dependent type II regulatory subunit beta (gene PRKAR2B). The coding region runs from base 269 to 1486 and encodes 405 amino acids. The record is from RefSeq and is a predicted model, not a curated record. NCBI's taxonomy places the organism in Eukaryota, Metazoa, Chordata, Amphibia, Anura, Pelobatidae. Gene Ontology annotation, cellular component: cAMP-dependent protein kinase complex. Gene Ontology annotation, molecular function: cAMP-dependent protein kinase regulator activity. The transcript is spliced from 11 exons. Gene Ontology annotation, biological process: regulation of protein phosphorylation.